Molecule: messenger RNA, 4557 nt
Organism: Ceratina calcarata
Lineage: Eukaryota; Metazoa; Arthropoda; Insecta; Hymenoptera; Apidae
Product: homeobox protein unc-4
Exons: 4
Coding region: 2132-3664 (510 amino acids)
Biological process (GO): regulation of DNA-templated transcription
Molecular function (GO): DNA-binding transcription factor activity, RNA polymerase II-specific; sequence-specific double-stranded DNA binding
Source: RefSeq, a predicted model, not a curated record
CUUAACAAGGUGCUGCCGCCACUGUAAAAAGAUUACGUAAGCGGUAAUGGCCGCCGGCUCCUCCUAAAUUCGAGAACGAAGAGUUCCAGCCAGCCGGACUGCAGCCGAGAGGAAGCGUAAGACGCUCGGAACCGAGUGAGAGGAGAGACGAAACCGACUGAGAGGGAACAGAAAUGGCGAACAAGUAGCGAAGAGGAAGGAGGAUGAGAAGGAGAAGAGACACAGAGGCCGUGGCGGGGGUUAAUUUUAAUUUCCUAAUUUUUCCCACCCCGAGGCGCAGGUAAUUUCCUCCCCAGAAGAGAAUAGAUGUAAUUACUUAACGCCUCCGAGCUCCGAGCUCUUAUUAAAAGAGGAUCGUGCCCUCGAGGGCCGGAGGGGUGGAAGAUACGCCUCUGGUGGGGGUGGACGAGCUGCUGGAGUGGUGGUACCACAACAGUCCUCGGAGAACGAUCGCGAAGAAAGGGAAACGUUCUCGGGCUCAUUCCGUCCAAGACGAACAGCUGAACCACAACCUCCUCUUCACGAUUUCCCUCGUAAAAUCAUUCAGAUCAGCUUUUACAAUAAUCGCUGAUUUUCUAUUACGACGAUGGGCUCCGAUAGUGAAACGAAUUUUCAAUUUCCCCGAUAUCGAGCCAAGAAUUCUGAUAAGGGAAUUGCAGCCGAGAACAAGACCGUUUCAUUGAUUCACUCUGUAUUUUAUUAGAAUACAAUCUGUGACAAUUUAUAUAAAAGUCUCCAGUUAUACGGUCGAAGGUAUUUUCUGGAAUAACUGGAGCAUAGAAAAAGAGACGGGAGACGUUGAGUCAGUGGAGAGCGCGUCUCGAGAGCCGGGAAUUGGAGGCUAAGGUCGCUGGCAAAAGGUGCAGGGGUGGUUUUGCCGGGGUGUCGCGCGCGGGGAAGAGAGGAGCCAUCUUGCGGCUGGUUUCAGGGCAGCCGCCAAUUGAUUCAUCCCCACUGUCGGUUCCCAUUACUGGAAGGAAGGGGCGUCGAUUCAAUUCCGGGGCAAAAAAAACCGUCCGCGGGGCGGGAUCCCCGUUUUGAUCCGUCCGCACGGAUUGGCCGGGAACGGAGCGGCACCCACGUAUCCACCUUGUCUCCGACCAAUAGGAUACCUCUGGGUGGCGACCCAAACCAGUUUUGCGUUCACGGACAGAGGGGAGCCGUUUACUUCGGUCUCCGGGCAGAUAGUGCUGUGCCGUUGGCUCGUGCCGUAGUGGUCCUAAACACUAACAGGUCCUUGCCAGCAAGGAAUCCCUGGAAUCCCCAUACCCUUUGCGCCCGCCGAAAUCUGCCCCGCGGACCCACGGGCCACCGAAACCGACUCUAAUCGCCCGACACAGCUGAUCAGUGUUUUCGUGACCGAGAUUGCGUAACCCAGGUGCCGAGAAGUCGCCGGCUAACAGUUUCCAGCCAGUGAUCAUGCGACAUCAGUGAUACCCGGUACCUGUGUUCCGUCAUGGUUCAGUUUCCUCGGUGACUUUUUGGUGCAUUCGCUGAUUGGGGAUGAGGAGUGGACGCUAGAUCGAACACCUGGACCGAAUUCAGGAAGACUUGUGCUUGAAGUGAUAGUUUUAGAAGAUUCUAUUCGUGGAAGGACCGAGGGAGUCUGAAGACUGUCACGUGUUUCAACGAAAUGAUGAUUCUUUGACGUAUCCAGAGAACUAGUUGAGAUCCUUAAAAUUCAGUAAACAGUCAAAUAUAAAAUUGACAUCGACGGUAGAAAGAAAUCUACAUUGGUUUUCCAAGAGAAUUCUUCCAAGAGUUUAGCUAAACUGUAACGAGAGAGCGUCGAAUCUUUCCGACGGCUGUCGACUCACCUGGCUACCAACCGUAAACAAAACCAUUUCUGCAAAUUAGAUACGUCAAUGAACACGUUUAACUCCAUCGAAUUAACAGCAAUGAACGUUUAAACCUGACUAUUCGGAGUUUAUAAAAUGUAAACGUACAGUUCUCCUAAACGAGAAGCGUUCACGAACUUCGUAACACGUGCGUCGUACUGCAGCCCGGAGACACUGACAAUCGCCGGUUCCCAUGAGUCCGAACGAAGCCGGAAGCCAGAUCAGGAUAUAAAUGCAAUUUCAGUGAAAUCUCUCCGGCGGAGAGACACCCGGUCGUCAAGUUGGUCCCAAACAUGGUCCUCGAGCCAGGAGGUGGUCUGUCUUUCCCACUGCCUCCUGGCAGCGGUUCCGGCGGUUCCGGCGGUUCCCUCUUGACCCCGGCGAGGCUGUUCCAGAGGGCGACACCCGUGUUUCCGUUCCAUCUGGCAGGAUGGCCACCGCAUCAUCCGGUCCUCGGUCAGGUCCAGACCCAGGUCCAGCAGACGAUGCAGGCGCAGCAUCAAGCCGCCGCGGCUGCCGUCCGUUUCCUAAGUCAUCAUCAUCCUCAUCACCCGCACCCGGCGCUGGGGAACCACCCCCUGGUGCCGGCGAUAACUAGCCACCAUCCAACCGCCCAUCAUCUUCACCACGGCGGCGAUCACGCCGACGAUGAUGACGAGAAGAAAGGCUGCGACGGCGAGUCGGACGAAGGUGGAAGCAAAAGGCGGAGGAGCCGGACCAACUUUAAUAGCUGGCAAUUGGAGGAAUUGGAACGGGCAUUUCUCUCGAGUCAUUAUCCGGAUGUGUUUAUGCGAGAAGCCCUGGCUGUGAGACUCGAGCUGAAAGAGAGCCGCGUCGCCGUGUGGUUCCAGAACAGAAGAGCGAAAUGGAGGAAGAAGGAGCACACGAAGAAGGGCCCGGGAAGGCCGGCGCACAACGCUCAUCCGCAGAGUUGCAGCGGCGAGCCGAUUCCGCCCGAGGAGCUGAGGAGGAAGGAGAGGGAGAGGCGGCAGAAGAAAUUGCUGAAAGCUCUUGAACGACAGCAGAGGAAAUUAGCAGCGAAGAUACCGGAAGACACGUCAGAACCGGAAAACGCAAUGUUCUCGUUCCAGGGAAUCACGGUGGAUCUCUCGACGCUCCGCGCCGAGUGGGAGUCCCGGAACGCAGCCGCGUCCGGCGGUAACUCCCUGAACGGGAACCUCGGCAGCAGCUUCGGCCACCUGAGCAACAACAACGAGAGCAGCAGCGUGUCCGGGUCAGGGAACGACGCGAACGAGGAGAUCGACGUCGUGGGGGGUUUGGAUUCGUGCAGCGAAAGUGGUAGCGAAAGGAUCGGCUCGGCCGCCGACGGUUCUGUCGACGGGGAGUGCUUCCCCAGGUUGACCGGCGGUAGCAGCGAGCAGAGCGAUCUUCGGAGAUCGAAUCAGGUCCCGAGCAGCUUGCAGAGUCCGAACUCGAGUCUCAGCCUGGACCAUUUGAAUCACCAACAGGGGAUCCAUCACUGGGGCCUAAGCCUGUUGGAGAGAAGAAGGGAGCUGGUGAGCAUAAACAGCGCGGGGUCGCGUCUCGCGGCGAGCAACGGCGGCGGCUCGGGGAGAACGCCGGUCAGGGAGCAGACGAGCGACGAAGAGGUGCAGAGCAGUAGCAUAGACUUGUCGGUGAAGGGUAGGGAGGAGAGGAAGAGGCUGAAUCCGUUCUCGAUCGACAGUCUUCUGGGUAACAAUAGAACAAGCACGCCCGGCAUCCACAGCGAGUACAGAGCCUCGACGCCGACCCUCUCGAACGGAAGGGAGUCGAGCGGUCCCACGUCGCCGAUCUCCGUGCCCACCUCGCCGUCCACCACGUAGUGAGCCAAGAAGUCGAGUUUCCUGGAUCAAGAGGAGACGAAGUUUCGGUGUUUGACAACGAAGAGCUGGUGAACAUUAUCAAUCGAGAACAACGAGAGGAACGUCAGGGGUAGACGCUUUAGGGUACCUUCGCGGUUCGAGUUGGAAUUCCGUCGGAGUUCCUGGAGCGGGAAAGUCUUGAGUUCAGUUUUCCUGAUUCGUACGAGCGAUCGGGCGUGCGCGAGAUCGCACCGACGAUCGUGAAACCCGGAAUCUGUCUAACGAGGGAAAGCUUAUAUCAGUUUCGACAUAUCUGCAUCAUCGAGUGAGUGAGUUUUCGUUCAUUUUACGUGUACGCGGAGAUCGAGACGAGAAUGUGCAAUAAAGGAGACGAUCCUCUUCCCGUUCCACGCGGAGGGGAGGGACGACGCCGUGUCUGCUGUGUGCGAGAGAAGACUGCGCGUGUAUUUAAUGUAAAUAGCUCCGAAGAAGUAUGGACGUGGAUUUUAUUUAAUUGUUCGAUCGGUAGCCGAGGACCCCCUCCCACGCCCCCAUCCAAGUGUUCGUCGCGAAUAAAUAUUAUUUAAAGCAAUAGAAAUCCUUCGCCUGGCACGCGUGUACAUAUUACUAAACAUAGUGAACUAAGGGAACGGAGGAAGUUUAGGUGCGGUACAAAGAUGAAUUACGAGAUGAAAUCUCCUCGUUUUUUUUUGUCGCGUCGUACGGAAGUGUAAGGAGAUUUUGGAAUGGAAAGAAGAACGCGAGAGAGAGAGAGAGAGAGAGAGAGAGAGAGAGAGAGAGAGAGAAAGGAUGAGUGAGUGGAAGAAGAUAGUAUGAGAUGCCAUAAAACCUGGGAUGCGAGACAGUAUCUACCGUAUAUUCAUUUUAAAUAUAUUAAUUUAUUCUCAACACUA